GCAGCUAGCUGGGAGGAGGGGCGGAGGGAAGCCGAGGAGCUGGACCCUGGGGCCGGGUGGCAAAGCCAGAAGCCGGGAAGGCACGAUGGAGCCGGCUUUGCCUUCGGGAAUCGGGGACACGUCCCUGAACCGCUACCUGGACGGCGAGUUCUGGAGCCUUAAGAAAGAGCUCCACAGGCUCCUGGGCGGCUGCCCGCUCUUCCGCCACAGGUAUGAUUUAAAUCUGGAUGAAAUAAGAGCUUUGACGUUUCAGAGAGUGAAGUUUGUCAUGGGUCUACCUGUGUUAAAACGUGCGAUUCAGGACCAGGCAGAGAAAACAAAGAAUUUUGUCAGUCGAAGCCUGGUCAUAGGAGAAGUCCUCUCCAUAGCAGACAUGGCCACAGGAGUAAAGUGUGGAAUAAUUUAUUGGCUAUUUGGUGGUGCAGUCAGGAACCUUGGAAGCCCAGGACAUGUCACUAAGUGGCUUCAGCCCCUCCAGGAGCAGAAAUACACUGGGAUGUUUGCAAUGACCGAGAGGGGCCACGGGAGCAACGUGAGAGGGAUCCAGACUGAAGCCACCUUUGACCUCUCGGCGCAGGAGUUUGUGAUCGACACGCCAUGUGAAAAUGCUGAGAAGAUGUACAUUGGAAAUGCAAUGUAUGGGAAUUAUGCUGCUGUCUUUGCUCAGCUCAUCAUAAACGGAAGAUCGCAAGGGCCCCACUGUUUCAUUGUUCCUGUCCGUGAUGAGAAUGGAAGCUUGUACCCCGGAGUGACAGCUAUUGAUAUGAUGUAUAAGGAAGGUCUGCAUGGUGUGGAUAAUGGGAUUUUAAUAUUUCACAAGGUUCGGAUACCAAGGGAGAACCUGCUGGAUAAGUUUGGUUCUGUGGCUCCAGAUGGGCAGUACCACUCCCCUAUUAAGAACAAGAGUGCAAGAUUCAAUGCGAUGCUGGCAGCGCUGACCCCUUCGAGAUUAGCUGUGACUUUCCAAGCUCUGGGUGCCAUGAAGCUUGGGUUGACGAUAGCCAUUCGCUACAGCCACAGCCGGAGGCAGUUUGGGCCUAAGGCCAAGGAAGAAGUAAAGAUCAUUGAGCACCAAACACAGACCCUUCGGCUGAUGCCUCAUCUGGCCACAGCCUUGGCCUUGACCUUCGUCAGCAGGUAUGCCGGAUUCCUCCUGGACAAGGACAUCUUCCAUGGGAAGGAGCUUGUGGACAAUCGCCCACUGCAGGCACUGGUGGCGGGACUGAAGGCCUACAGUACCUGGGAGAACGUCAGCUGCCUGCAGGACUGCCGCGAGUGCACAGGAGGCAUGGGUUACAUGAUGGAAAACCGAAUCUCAGGCCUAAAAUGCGACACAGAUGUGUUUGUGACUUUUGAAGGUGACAAUGUUGUUAUGCUGCAGGUUGUGGUGCGGGCACUGCUGGCUCAGUACAGCAAACAGCAUAAAGAGAAGCCACUGGUCAGCUGCCUCCGAAACUGGGCGGAGUCUGGGAGGGACAAGCUGAGAACCAGCUUCCUGGCAUUUAACAUGGACACAGUUGAUAAUCUCGCCUUUCUAUUGAAAGCAGUGAAUUUUCGUGAAAGAGUUCUUCAGCGGAGUUUGGUGGCCAGAAUUUAUUAUAAGUGUGGGGGGACAGCCCACUCAUGUUUGGGAGAGCUGGUCCACCAGGCCCCAGCACGGAUUUCCUGGUGUUUUACUCCGCAGUGUGAUGGGGAGAGCUUGGGGACAGGAGUGUUUGACCAGCUCUUACCCUCACCUCUGCGCAAGAGGUUCUCUGGCCCAUUCCUUGAGAUUUGCAUUCUCCAUCACACCUUUUCAGCUGUCAUUUUGAUACCAGCACCGAGAGAUCCUGAUUCAGGGACCAAGACAGACAUUAUCCUCGCCUUUGACUAUCGUAAGACGCAGUUAGGUGGGGACUCCAAGGCACAUGUGACAUGGUCCUCCACACUGUGCCUGCUGCCACAGUUCUGCAGGCAGAGAGCACCCCGGGUAACACAGUGUCGCAUUACCUGUGUGCGCAUUGUUCCCCAUGCACUGUUACCUGGACGCCUGUGUCAUCUCGAGAGUCGGCGGCUGGUAGUGGUCAUGUUUGCUGUGUGUGAUGACCAAGAAGAGGACUUUUUCAGUGCCUGGAACGCGUGUCUUCACCACGUUGCCUGCCUGUCUCUGGCACACAUCCACAGAGUUACGUUAGAGCAGUUCUGCCUGGCGGUGAGGAGCUGUCCUGGCCGAGAGGACCAGGCCUUGUUCAUGAAGUUUUGUCUGUUAUAUGGAACCAAGCUGGUGUUCCAGGAGCGAGCCUGGUAUCUAGAACAUAAAUAUUUGACUCCCAUGGCCAGCACGAAGAUUAGGAAUCAGUUGCUGGAUUUGUGCGACUCGGUGAAGGAUGAUGCCCUGAGGGUGAUCUCUGCCUUUAACAUUCCACACACCUCCCUCCACGCACCAAUCGCAGGAAUCACCAAUGCGCAGGCCGCCUGGGCCUUCUACCCGGCACCGCUGCAACCCGAGCCCCGAGAAGGGGCGCGCUUUCAGCCGCCCAAGCUGGGAGCCAAGUUAUAGCGGGCGUGGUGCGAAGGGUGGCGGCUCGCUCGCAGCUGCCACGACACUAGCUUCUCUGACGCCUGAACUGGGGCCAAGGCCGGCCUGGCAUGAGCUGGGCCUCGGCCCUCGGGGAUUUGGGGCGCAGAGCAGGGUAGGCUGGCGAGGUGCGAUGGGCUGUUGGGAUAGGGAGUCCGGCGGCAUCCCGGAACACGGGGCUUUAUUAUGUAACUCCGCCGGCCCGCAGCACCCUCUCCCAGCUUCCGCGCCUGAUCUCCCUAGACACUGGUCUCCCCUGUGAAUGCGCCCCACAGCAAGCUGCCGCCAAAGGUCUCCCGUGGCCAGCGGGGACUCAGAUUUACAGUGAUUUUGGAAAACGCAAUGGCGUUGCGUGAAAAAAAAAAAAAUCAAAACAUAAAAAUCAAACACUCGCGGGCAAAGUUUCAGUUCAACAAGCGAUUCUUUUCCUGUGAAUCAGACCCUCUUGGGGUCUCAGAGAAAACGCACAGACUGGGAAAGAGGAGUUUGCGCCUGGAGUUUUGCUCUGGGCAGAGCGCGAACCCCGGCUUGUCCUCCCAGGCAGGCGGCUUCCGGACCUUAAGACAAGGCACGGAAAAUAUUUUUACCAUAUGAAAUUGUAAUCUGUUCUUUAGAGAAGCAUAGAUAACAAAGUUUAAUAAAGACAUUAGUUGAUGGGAAGA
Messenger RNA from Lutra lutra (Eurasian river otter), 3219 nucleotides. It is a transcript of the gene ACOXL, whose product is annotated as acyl-CoA oxidase like. The record is from RefSeq and is a predicted model, not a curated record. The transcript has 21 exons. Gene Ontology annotation, biological process: fatty acid beta-oxidation using acyl-CoA oxidase; lipid homeostasis. The coding region runs from base 86 to 2539 and encodes 817 amino acids. NCBI's taxonomy places the organism in Eukaryota, Metazoa, Chordata, Mammalia, Carnivora, Mustelidae. Gene Ontology annotation, molecular function: fatty acid binding; acyl-CoA oxidase activity; FAD binding. Gene Ontology annotation, cellular component: peroxisome.